AUGGGGACACAGACAGAUGUUUCUGGGAUGUUUCCGGCUGGACAGAGGUCAGAAGAUGGUGCUGCUUCAGACCCCCUGCAGGCACAGCUCAGGGUCAGUGACUUGAGGCGACGCCUUGACGAUUCAGAUACGCAGCUUCGUCAGCUCGAGACUAUCACAAGUGAGAGAGAUGAAUCCAUCAGGAGGUUGAGGGACCAGGAGCAGGCGGUCAGAGUGGAGCCUCCUGCGCGAAUGGAGGAGUCCGACGAAGUCCCUGAAGUCGAAGUAGAAAAUGGAGGAGGCUUCUGGUCUACUUUCAGAUCCGGAGCAAAGAAAGUGGUCACAGCAAGUUUGUGGGCUGUGCCUGCUGUGGUUGUUGGGUAUGGUAUAUACUCUCUCACCUGUUAA
Knipowitschia caucasica is the source of this 387-nucleotide messenger RNA. The record is from the annotation of a GenBank genome assembly. Lineage: Eukaryota; Metazoa; Chordata; Actinopteri; Gobiiformes; Gobiidae.